GAUGGGCGGCCGGGCCCUGCUGCGGGCCGCCGGGCUCACCCGGCUCCUGCCCGCCCGCCACGCCGUCUGCACGGCCCAGCUCCCUGGCAGCUCAGCGGCACAAAGGACCUACCGAGGGGCCUACCCCCUUACAGCAUCUCCCCUCCCGUGCCGGUGGCCUCAAGAAACUGUUCUGAGGCCAAGCAGGUGUGGGUCCACGGCGGUGCCCGCCACCGAGUCCGAGGAAGACUUCUUUCUCCGAUGGUUCCUCCUCCUCAUUCCCGUCACCACCUUCGGCUUGGGCACGUGGCAGGUUCGGCGACGGAAAUGGAAAUUGAAGUUGAUUGCCGAGUUGGAAUCGCGGGUUAGCGCCGAGCCCAUCCCUCUUCCUGCUGACCCCCUGGAGUUGAAAGACUUGGAAUACCGACCCGUAAGGGUCAGGGGGCGUUUCGACCACUCCAAAGAACUGUACAUCCUGCCCCGGACCAUGGUGGACCCCGAGCGGGAGGCCCGCGACGCCGGACGGAUGGCUUCCAGCGGGGAGAGCGGCGCCAACGUCGUCACUCCCUUCCACUGCUCCGACCUGGGAGUCACAAUCUUGGUGAAUAGAGGAUUUGUUCCCAGGAAGAGAGUGAAUCCGGACACCAGGCUUAAGGGCCAGAUCCAAGAGGAAGUGGAGCUUGUUGGGGUGGUGAGGCUGCCAGAAACCCGCAGGCCUUUCGUCCCAGAGAACAGCCCCGACCGGAACCGCUGGCACUACCGGGACCUGCAGGCCAUGGCGAGGGUCACGGGGGCCGAGCCCAUCUUCAUCGAUGCCGUUCUCGCGAGCACAGUCCCAGGAGGGCCCGUUGGGGGACAAACCAGAGUGACUUUGAGGAAUGAGCACAUGCAGUACAUCAUUACUUGGUACGGAUUGAGCGCAGCCACCUCCUACCUCUGGUUCAGGAAGUUUGUACAGCGGCUCCCCCUUUAAAAAACCAGCCGGCUCCCCAUUAAAUUUUGUUUUGAAAAGCUC
Tachyglossus aculeatus (Australian echidna) is the source of this 994-nucleotide messenger RNA. Its product is annotated as surfeit locus protein 1. The transcript is spliced from 9 exons. Gene Ontology annotation, cellular component: mitochondrion; membrane. The record is from RefSeq and is a predicted model, not a curated record. NCBI's taxonomy places the organism in Eukaryota, Metazoa, Chordata, Mammalia, Monotremata, Tachyglossidae. Bases 2 to 952 code for a protein of 316 amino acids. Gene Ontology annotation, biological process: mitochondrial respiratory chain complex IV assembly.